This is a messenger RNA of Mauremys reevesii (Reeves's turtle), 1650 nucleotides long. Its product is annotated as cytochrome P450 11B, mitochondrial-like. The coding region runs from base 1 to 1533 and encodes 510 amino acids. The transcript has 9 exons. Gene Ontology annotation, molecular function: heme binding; iron ion binding; steroid 11-beta-monooxygenase activity. NCBI's taxonomy places the organism in Eukaryota, Metazoa, Chordata, Testudines, Geoemydidae. Gene Ontology annotation, biological process: aldosterone biosynthetic process; cholesterol metabolic process; cortisol metabolic process. Gene Ontology annotation, cellular component: mitochondrial inner membrane. The record is from RefSeq and is a predicted model, not a curated record.
AUGGGCCCGCCGAGCCAGCUCUGGAAGCGGCCCGCCCAGCGCCGCCUCUCCCGCUGCCUCCCGUCGGGGGCCGCCCGCAGCUCCACCGCCCCGGCGCUGGCCCCGGCCCCGGCCCCGGCCGCCGCCCGGCCGCUGCCCUACGAAGCCAUCCCGCGCAGCGGCCGCAGCGCCUGGCUCAGCCUGUACCGCCUGUGGCGGAGCAACAGCUUCCAGCGCUUCCACCUGGUCAUGCAGCGCAACUUCCAGCGCCUCGGGCCCAUCUACAGGGAGACCGUAGGCACCUACAACUGUGUCAACGUGCUGCUGCCCCGAGACGCGGCCCAGCUCUUCCAGUCGGAGGGGAUCUUCCCGCGGCGCAUGGGCAUCGAGUCCUGGAUCGCCCACCGCCAGCUCCGCAACCACAAGUGCGGCAUCUUCCUGCUGAACGGGGAGGAGUGGCGCUCGGACCGCCUGAUCCUCAACAAGGAGGUGAUCAGCCCUACGGGCACCCGGAAAUUCCUGCCCUUCCUCAACGCAGUGGCCCAGGACUUUGUCACCCUCAUGCACCGGCGCAUCAGCAAGAAUACGCGCCGCUCGCUCACCAUCGACCUCUACGGCGACCUGUUCCGCUUCACCCUGGAGGCCAGCAGCUACGCCCUGUACGGGGAGCGCCUGGGGCUCCUGGAGGAAAGCCCCAACGUGGAGUCGCAGAGGUUUAUCGGCGCCGUGGAGACCAUGCUGCGGACCACCUUGCCGCUGCUCUUCAUCCCCCCGGGCCUCAUGCGCUGGGUCAACACCAAGCUGUGGAGGGACCACAUCGAGGCCUGGGACACCAUCUUCAAGCAUGCGGAUAAGUGUAUCCAGAACAUCUACCAGGAGUUCUGCCUGGGGCAGCCCCGGAAGUAUUCGGGGAUCAUGGCGGAGCUGCUCAUGCAGGCGGAGCUGCCGCUGGACUCCAUCAAGGCCAACAUCACUGAGUUCACCGCGGGCGGCGUGGACACGACUGCCAUGCCCCUGCUCUUCACCCUCUUCGAGCUGGCCCGCAACCCCAGCGUCCAGACGGCCAUUCGCCGGGAGAUCGCCGAGGCCGAGUCGCAGGGCCCGAGGGAGCUCGCCAAGGUGCUGAACUCCAUGCCCCUGCUCAAGAGCACCCUCAAGGAGACCCUGAGGCUCUACCCUGUGGGCAUCACGGUGCAGCGCUACCCAACCAAAGACGUGGUGCUCCAGAACUACUGCGUGCCGGCUGGGACCCUGUGCCAGGUGGGGCUGUACGCCAUGGGCCGGAGCCCCGAGGUGUUCAGCAACCCCGAGCGCUACGACCCCCUGCGCUGGCUGAGCAAGGAGGAUAACAGCUUCAAGGCCCUGGCCUUCGGCUUCGGGGCCCGGCAGUGCAUCGGCCGCCGCUUGGCAGAGACCGAAAUGAUGCUGUUCCUCAUGCACGUGCUGCGGAACUUCCGGAUUGACACGGUGUCCAAGGCAGAUAUUCAAACCGUCUUCGGGUUUAUCCUCAUGCCGGAGAAGCCGCCUCUGCUCACGUUUCGGCCCAUCGACUGAGCCCCUCACCCCAGCUCCCCGCCUGCUCCUUUCGCACUCAGUGCUGAUGAAUGCGAAGUGAUGCAUGUUGGAAAACAUCAUCUCAACUCUACAUAUAAAAUGGUGAGGUCUAAAUCA